CGGUUACGUAGGUGUUCGAUCUCUUUCCCCUCACUUUCUUUCACAUUUUUCUUGGCAUUCUUUCUUCGUGUCUGAUUCUGCAGAGAAAUUUCUGCAGUGGAAGAACACAGAGAAGAGGAAGAGGAACAAAGUGCGUAAACCUUUACGUACGUGGACCCUGAUAAUGGACUACCAAGCCUCCUCUUCUACUCUCUCCAAUAAAGUCUCCAAUGCCCACAGCGUUGGCUUAAAAACUGUGUACGACGGCGCUUUCUCUGCUCCGACCUCACAGUUUGGGGCUACAAAUUUAUCGUCCCGGGUUCUAGACUACGGUGAGAUAUUCACUUGCUCCGAAGCCUCGCGAGGUUCUUCGAUUCCGUUUCUUGACGUUCCUGCGCCGAAUGACAGCAACGUUUCGGUGGAUGUUCCAAGUUCAAAACUCGAUUACUCAAAGGUUUUCGGUUCCUUUGGGGAAUCAGAUUUUUCCCUAUCAUUUGAGGAGCUUAUUUCUGAGCCAAAGACAAGAAAUGGUUUUUCUGAUAAAGAGCGGAAUCCAGCUGAAAGAGGAUCCCCUUUUGAAGGGGCAGAUCCUUCUGAUUGUCAAGAAAGAAAUCAGAUGUACUCACAUGAAGCAUCUUAUCAUUCAUUUGAUGCUGUGGAGAAGCUCAGCAAGUCACGCAUUAAAAUCAGACAUGGAGGCAAAAAUGGAAUAAAUAAGACAACCCAAGUGGCUCAGCUUCAUGGUGCUCCUGGUUAUACGUGCAUAAUCAAUGAAAUGACUACCUUGCAGAUGAAUGAAAGCCACAAGCCGGUACCUUCUGCAGUAAAUGAUGCUUAUCUGAAGAAUGAUUUAACCGAUGGGCUAAUAGAUAGUGUUCCUCCCACAAAAAUUGUGACAGAGCUUCCUGCUUAUGGUGCUAGCGAACAGAACUGUGAAGUUGGUGUUGCACUUCAAAAUAAAUAUGGUAUGUGUGGGUCCAAUUCAAUUGAUAUGCCAUUUGGUGCGUGUGAAUACGGCCAUGGACAUUUUUUGAAAGUUUCACCAUCUUCAAGCCCACUGUCCAAUUCAUGUGGUAGCAAGGGUGAUUCUGAGAAAUUGAUGGCUCCAAAGUUUGGGGCUUCUGGAAUUCUUUUUGAAGGUACUGGACAUGUCUCUUCGCCAACAUACUCUGAUGAGGACAUAGAUUCAAACUCAUUUUUCGUCGCCUCUGUGGUUGCUUUGAGGAAAGCAAUAAAGGAGGCACAAGACAAGAUGGCAUUUGCAAAAGAAUCAAUGGCAAGAAAGAAGGAAGGCCUUCAAAAUCAUGCCAAUUUGAGUUCUAAUUAUGGCCUCAAAACUGAGCUGAGAAGGGAGGGUAAAGCUACAGACAAGGCAAAGGGGUAUAAAGAGAAGAAGGAUUCAGAGAUGUAUGAGAUGGAGGAUGCUCCAGAGCAAGCUUUUGCAGGUACGGGGGAGCAAAAUAUGAUGAGAACGGGCCGCACAGUAGGCUUUGGGAUCAGGAAGUCACCUUUGGGAACUGAAGCAGCUUUAGAAGAACAAUUUUAUGAACCUGUUACCACAGGUAAACAUGAAGUAAUGCUAGAGUUUAAACAGACUGACAGCACAAAGAAAGAAGGCUUUCAGAAGCCAGAAGAAAGUAGUGAGAGAUCAAAUGCAGUUGAAGAGGCUCAUAAGCAGGAAAUUGAAAGGAAUGUAAGAACAGUUGAAGCUGCAGUCAAAACUGAAGAACACAAGGGCAUGAAGCCUCAGGAGUGGGUAGAAAAUGGAAAGCAAGGAAAAGAUGAUUGUGAGGAGGAAGACAUUCAGAAGGAACAAGAAUAUGCCCACUGGGAAAAAGACACUGAAAAGAGGCUAGACAAAGUUCAUGAGAAAUUAGUAAUUGAGACGAGAUUUAAUGACAUCCACAAUGAGAAAGAAAAUGGGAAGAGUCUUGAAGUGAAUGGUGAUUUGGAAGGAAAUAAGAAGCUGCAAGAGGCUGGAGAAAAUGAGAUGUUACAUAAAGGGGUUGUUUAUAGGAUUGAAGAUAAAGACAAAAGACUAAAGGGGACUUGCAAAUGGAUAGAAGCUGAGAAGAUACAAACAGACAUUGAUCAGACUGCAGUAGACGAGAAAAGAUUGAAAGUGGCCCAAGAAGCUCUUAGUUGCAAGGAAAACAAUCUUGACACUGCUGAUGAUCAAUAUAAGCAGGAUGAAAGUAAAGACCUAAAUGAAAAUCAAAAAGUGAGUAGACAUAUUGAAAAUGAUAGAAAUGUGGAUGUAACGUUUGAGGUACCUGCACAUGAUGAGAAUGGAAGUAAAAUUGAAGGAAAUAAGGAUUCCAUUAAACUGGAGGAGAAUGUAAAAAGGGCAGAAGGUGUUAAAGUUGAAAUUGAGGUAAGAAUGACCGAAGAAUCCCUUUAUGAUGAGGACAAGCAUGAGACAAUUGAUGAUGGAUUUAAGCAGGAUGGAAGUGAGAAGCUAAGCAAAAAUCAUGAAGCCAGCAGACAAAAAGACAAUGAUACGGAUGUGGAAGUAACUUCAGAGGCACCUGCACAUGAAGAAAAUGGAAGUACAAUGGAAGUAAAUACAUCUUCCUUUGAACACAAAGAGAAUGGGGAAGAUUUAGCAGCAGUUAAAGAGGAAAAUGACACGGAAGAUAAGGAGAUACUUGAAACAGUUGGUUUUACUCGAGAUGCCUGCAGACUAGCUGAGAUAAAGCAGCAAAUGGAAGAUGUGAUAGAUACAGUUGGUUUUGACUCAGAAAGGGUAAACUUUGUUAAAACUGACAUGAGUGGGCUACAGCAAAACUACCAACAUGAAGAAGAACACAAAAUAGCCUUCAAUCUGGCAGGGAACAUUGAAGAAUCGGCUCCUGAACUGGGGAAUAUGACUGUCAAGGAAGUUGAAUUUGCUAGAUGUCAGGAAGAAGAUGGGAAUUGUACCAUGUCUUCUCACAAGGAAAAAUGUAUUUAUGGGAACAAGGUGAAAGCAGAUCCCGAAGAAGAUGGAAAUAAUUCUACCUCUUCUCAUGAGGGGAGAUGGGUUGAUGAUGGGAACAAGAUGAAAGCAGUUCAGCUUCCCAGCAUGUUCCAAGGGGAAGGAAAUAGGCUGGAAACAGCUCAAGAGAUCAAAAUAGCCCAGAUCACAGAAAAAAAUGGGACUCAUCAAUCGACCCUGACAAUGGAAGAGAAGGAAAGCAAUACUACCGAGCAAAAGGAUGUGGAAACGGAAGAGGAACACUUUAAAAACAUAGAUGAAGCGCAAGAGAGAGAAAGAGAAAGAGAGAAGAUUGCUGUUGAAAGAGCCAUCCACGAGGCUCGUGAAAGGGCAUUUGCUGAGGUUAGAGAGAGGGCUGAAAGGGCUGCUGCUGAAGCUCGUCAAAAGGUGACAGCAGAGGCACGAGAAAAGUUAGCAAAGACUUCUGCGGUUAAUGAAAAGUCGCCAGCUGAGAAAGCUGCUAUCAAAGCCAGACUUAAAGCUGAACGUGCUGCUGUAGAGAGAGCAACUGUAGAGGCUCGAGUACGUGCCCUAGAAAGAGCAAUUUUCAAGAAGGCUGCCUUCAAGGCAAGACACCAGGCUGAAAAGUACGUUGAUGAGAAACUGUCUGGUGCAUCAAAAGAUAAUGGAAGGAGGCAGAGCUUUUCACCACAUGAUCCACAUCAUAAAGGCUCGAGUUCUACCAGCAAUACGAAAUACCCCAACUCUUCAAGUCAUGGUGAUGUGUCAUACUCUCCCCACUCCACUGAGAGAUUUGAUGGAACUAAUGAUGAAUCAGCUCAGAGGUGUAUAGCAAGGUCUGAGAUGCAUGAAAGAGUAGCGGAACGUGUGGCAAAAGCUCUUGCAGAGAAGAAUAUGCGGGAUGUUCUUGCACAGAAGGAGCAAGCAGAAAGAAAUAGAUUAGCAGUGUCACUUGAUGCUGAUGUCAAAAGGUGGUCAAGCGGGAAGGAAUGGAACCUGAGGGCACUGCUUUCGACACUACAAUAUAUCCUUGGGCCCGACAGUGGUUGGCAGCCAAUACCUCUUACAGAUAUCACUACAACUAGUGCUGUAAAGAAAGCUUACCGUAAAGCUACUCUUUUUGUUCAUCCUGACAAGUUGCAGCAGCGGGGUGCAAAUAUCGAGCAAAAGUACAUUUGUGAAAAGGUUUUUGAUCUUCUAAAGGAAGCUUGGAAUAGAUUCAAUGUGGAAGAAUGGUAGAUAGGGACUGGUGUAUUUUUUUGGCCACCUAAGCCAAGUAAUACAAUAAAUAAACAAAUAGUAUCCAUUUUUGCCCAUCCGGCCAAAUUAUGGACACAAGCUUUAAAGCUGGAACACCUUGAAAUAGCAUCAAAUGUGAAGUAGUUGAGAAAACAUUUGCUGUUCACAGAAUGCAGACAAGUCAGGACCGUUCAGGCAGCCAAAGCCAAAAAUGCAAGUGAAGGAUGCAACUGAAAACAUGCCAUGAACCAAAAGUCACUUUGAGAAGAGAGGAAGUGCAGGCCACAAACUAUCUCGUUCAGUAGCUAAAAGGUGAAAUUCAAGUUGUAAGAUGAAUAAUCUCUUUGAAACGAGUUUUGUUCAUCCAAGAGAGUAUAAAUGAAAACAGCAUGAGGCUUAUUUAUUAAGCCGAGAAAUUAACUAAUUAAUAAACCGAAAAGCAAUUUCUUUUAUUCAGGAACUAGCUGGCCUUCUUACAUACAUAUAUUAAACUUGUAAUUUACAUAUAUAGGAGUAUUCCUGCUAAUGUUUAUUGCCGAGUAUUAAACUUA
Messenger RNA from Juglans microcarpa x Juglans regia, 4707 nucleotides. RefSeq names its product auxilin-like protein 1. Gene Ontology annotation, molecular function: clathrin binding. Gene Ontology annotation, biological process: clathrin coat disassembly; clathrin-dependent endocytosis. The record is from RefSeq and is a predicted model, not a curated record. NCBI's taxonomy places the organism in Eukaryota, Viridiplantae, Streptophyta, Magnoliopsida, Fagales, Juglandaceae. Gene Ontology annotation, cellular component: intracellular membrane-bounded organelle; cytoplasm; vesicle.